Molecule: messenger RNA, 1633 nt
Organism: Mus musculus (house mouse)
Lineage: Eukaryota; Metazoa; Chordata; Mammalia; Rodentia; Muridae
Gene: Gapdh
Product: glyceraldehyde-3-phosphate dehydrogenase
Exons: 6
Coding region: 569-1450 (293 amino acids)
Biological process (GO): glucose metabolic process; glycolytic process; gluconeogenesis
Cellular component (GO): nucleus; cytoskeleton; cytosol
Molecular function (GO): oxidoreductase activity, acting on the aldehyde or oxo group of donors, NAD or NADP as acceptor; NAD binding; peptidyl-cysteine S-nitrosylase activity
Source: RefSeq, marked validated
CUUCUCCUGCAGCCUCGUCCCGUAGACAAAAUGGUGAAGGUCGGUGUGAACGGGUGAGUUCCAGGGCGGGGCCCUGCUCCGUUGCCUACGCAGGUCUUGCUGACCCGGGGGCUCUGCAGUACUGUGGGGAGGUGGAUGAGGUGGCCGAAGCGCCCAAGGAGACCUCAAGGUCAGCGCUCGGACCUGGCGAUGGCUCGCACUUGCGGCCCCCAGCUGCUGCACCUCUGGUAACUCCGCCUUUGCGGGGAUGAGCGGCCCGGAGUCUUAAGUAUUAGGAACAACCCCACGCGCCCGUUCAGACCCAUCCCGUAAUCCCCAGUCCGGGGCUUCUUUCUUUACUUUCGCGCCCUGAGGAGUCACGUGCCAGGAGGGAAGCCCCUCCCCCAUCUCCCCCUUCCUCGGGGUCGGUGGCAUGGCGUUGUGAGGUGCAUACCUUUGCGCAUCAUCUCCCAGGCUUGGGCUUCCUUUAGGAUUUGGCCGUAUUGGGCGCCUGGUCACCAGGGCUGCCAUUUGCAGUGGCAAAGUGGAGAUUGUUGCCAUCAACGACCCCUUCAUUGACCUCAACUACAUGGUCUACAUGUUCCAGUAUGACUCCACUCACGGCAAAUUCAACGGCACAGUCAAGGCCGAGAAUGGGAAGCUUGUCAUCAACGGGAAGCCCAUCACCAUCUUCCAGGAGCGAGACCCCACUAACAUCAAAUGGGGUGAGGCCGGUGCUGAGUAUGUCGUGGAGUCUACUGGUGUCUUCACCACCAUGGAGAAGGCCGGGGCCCACUUGAAGGGUGGAGCCAAAAGGGUCAUCAUCUCCGCCCCUUCUGCCGAUGCCCCCAUGUUUGUGAUGGGUGUGAACCACGAGAAAUAUGACAACUCACUCAAGAUUGUCAGCAAUGCAUCCUGCACCACCAACUGCUUAGCCCCCCUGGCCAAGGUCAUCCAUGACAACUUUGGCAUUGUGGAAGGGCUCAUGACCACAGUCCAUGCCAUCACUGCCACCCAGAAGACUGUGGAUGGCCCCUCUGGAAAGCUGUGGCGUGAUGGCCGUGGGGCUGCCCAGAACAUCAUCCCUGCAUCCACUGGUGCUGCCAAGGCUGUGGGCAAGGUCAUCCCAGAGCUGAACGGGAAGCUCACUGGCAUGGCCUUCCGUGUUCCUACCCCCAAUGUGUCCGUCGUGGAUCUGACGUGCCGCCUGGAGAAACCUGCCAAGUAUGAUGACAUCAAGAAGGUGGUGAAGCAGGCAUCUGAGGGCCCACUGAAGGGCAUCUUGGGCUACACUGAGGACCAGGUUGUCUCCUGCGACUUCAACAGCAACUCCCACUCUUCCACCUUCGAUGCCGGGGCUGGCAUUGCUCUCAAUGACAACUUUGUCAAGCUCAUUUCCUGGUAUGACAAUGAAUACGGCUACAGCAACAGGGUGGUGGACCUCAUGGCCUACAUGGCCUCCAAGGAGUAAGAAACCCUGGACCACCCACCCCAGCAAGGACACUGAGCAAGAGAGGCCCUAUCCCAACUCGGCCCCCAACACUGAGCAUCUCCCUCACAAUUUCCAUCCCAGACCCCCAUAAUAACAGGAGGGGCCUAGGGAGCCCUCCCUACUCUCUUGAAUACCAUCAAUAAAGUUCGCUGCACCCACCUC